Molecule: messenger RNA, 1511 nt
Organism: Vigna umbellata (rice bean)
Lineage: Eukaryota; Viridiplantae; Streptophyta; Magnoliopsida; Fabales; Fabaceae
Source: RefSeq, a predicted model, not a curated record
AAUAUAGUUGUAGUGUGAACUCAAAUAAUGACGGCGAAGCCACUAAACCCAAAAUCAACCUAAUUUCAAGAACCAAAAUUUCCAUAUCCAAUUUUUACUCCCAAUUCCUCUUCAAUAUUUCACUCCCCACUUCUACGUUUUUAACGGGAAGGGGAUGGGGUUGUGAUUUGUAAUUGAAGAAGGGGUGAGGAGGGAGGACACGGCCACAAUGCGGUGGUUUCCGUUGAGUACAACUUCAAACUCGGAACAAGAACGGGGUAGAGAGAAUAAUACUGCUCGUACUUCGGUGUAUCUCAAUGUAUAUGAUCUUACUCCCAUAAACAAUUAUCUUUAUAUGCUUGGCCUUGGAAUAUUUCAUUCGGGUAUACAAGUGCAUGAUAUUGAAUAUGGUUUUGGAGCACAUGAAUAUCCAAGUAGUGGUGUGUUUGAAGUGGAGCCUAGAAGCUGCCCAGGCUUCAUCUUCAGACGAUCAGUUUUGUUGGGAAGCACUGAUAUGUCUAAUUCAGAAUUUCGAUCUUUCAUAGAGCGCCUUUCAGCAAAAUAUCAUGGAGACACUUAUCAUCUUAUUGCAAAAAACUGCAACCAUUUUACAGAUGAAGUUUGCCAGCAUCUAACGGGAAGUCCUAUUCCCGGAUGGGUAAAUCGAAUGGCUCGUGUAGGUUCUUUCUGCAAUUGUCUUCUGCCAGAAAGCCUCCAGGCUGCCGCAGUUAGACAUCAUCCAGAACGUCUUACAUUUUCUGGUAAGAUGCUAGGAUUAUAAUGGUCCAAAUUGAUUCGCAUUUUAUGGUUUUCUAAAAGCUAAAGUUAGCUUAUAUAUUAGUUAUAAACAAAAACUUGGAGAAGUUAUGCGAGAACAUAAAUUAACUUACUUUCUAAUUAAAAUAUAUGACAGUUUCUACAAAUUAGUUUAUGCUUACCUUGUGUUUGGAUGAGGUAAUUCAAGAGAAUAAUUCAUUUAUUUGGUGAAUUUAAAACUCCUUGGACUAAAUUUCAAUUUUAGCUUAUGAAGAAGGUGAUUUCAAUUUUGUUUUCCUAGAAGUACUUAUGAAGAAACUAGUCCAAAUAGAUCCUAUGUUUCAUUUCAUCUUGUUUUAUUGGCUAUCCAUGAAAGAGUAUCUGUUACACAUGGGCGCACAGAAAGCAUAAGCGUGGCCCGAAGAACCUUAAGGACUGCAGGGCAAUUGCCCCGACAAGAUCUUUUUUUACUUGAACAUAUUUAAUAAUUUUUUUGCCCCAAAUAAAAGAAUAGGUGUUUCUCCCAUGAGAUAUUUUUUUAAAUAAAUGUAGAAAUGAAAAGAAAUAAAAGAGAAUAAAUUGAUGCUAAUUUUAUUGCUUAAUAAUAUUGUUGCUGCUUGCUGCUAUUCCUUGGGGAAAAAAUUAUCAUUCCUCAUCUCUAUUUUGCAUAUUUCCUUUUCGCUGGAGACUAGUCUCUCAAUAUUUUAAUAAUAUUGACAAUAAAAUCGUACAAUAUUCUCAAGAUAUGGAAGUAUGUAGAGGGCAAUUAUAAUUUU